Quercus robur (English oak) is the source of this 1702-nucleotide messenger RNA. Its product is annotated as GATA transcription factor 19-like. The coding region runs from base 322 to 1473 and encodes 383 amino acids. The record is from RefSeq and is a predicted model, not a curated record. Gene Ontology annotation, molecular function: zinc ion binding; sequence-specific DNA binding; protein binding. Gene Ontology annotation, biological process: regulation of DNA-templated transcription. NCBI's taxonomy places the organism in Eukaryota, Viridiplantae, Streptophyta, Magnoliopsida, Fagales, Fagaceae. The transcript is spliced from 11 exons.
AUUCCUUCACUCACUCACAGACCUCUUUUUUUCUCAGUAUUAUUCAGUAUCUGAAAAUAAAUAGAGAGUCUCUUCUAGGAUACAUAAAAUAAACCUUUUCAAUAUGUAAAUAUAAAACACGUGUUUUAUAUUUACGAUUUUAGGGUUUUAUGACUUUUUAUUUAAGGUUAAGAGAAGUUGUUAUUACUUCUUAUUUAGUAGAACGUGAAAAUUUGUGUGUUUUUCAAAAAAAAACUUCGAAUUAACAGAGUUUCUGUUUGGGAACCGAGAAAAUUUUGAGAGAGAGAGAGAGAGUGAGUGAGUGAUGCUUGUGGUUGAGGAAUGGAGAUGGUGAAUCCGCAGCCACUGCAAGUGAGGCCAUUGGAGGAGGAGGAGAGAGAGAACCAUCUUGUUCAGGUGCCGAUAGAGAUGGACGGAGACGAAGGUGGAUCCGAAUACGAGUACAUGAAUGGAAGAAGUGCUCAGCACGAGGCUAUGAAUGGUGGAGGAGUAGGAGUUGGAGUUGGAGGAGGAGGAGGAGUAGAAGUGGAGGCUCGUGCCAGUGGCGCUUCUGCUUCUGCUUCGGCUUCUCGCACGAGCGAGCUCACCAUCGCCUUCGAAGGCGAGGUCUACGUUUUCCCAGCGGUUACGCCUGAUAAGGUGCAGGCAGUGCUACUACUACUGGGGGGUUGUGACAUACCCAAUAGUGUCCCUAGCUCUCAGUUUCUGCUACAACAAAAUAGCAAGGGUAUAGGUGAGACCUCACGAGGUUCGAAACUUUCACGAAGGAUUGCAUCUCUUGUUAGGUUCCGUGAAAAGCGGAAAGAGAGAUGUUUUGAAAAGAAAAUCCGGUACACGUGUCGAAAAGAGGUUGCUCAAAGGAUGCAUCGUAAGAAUGGGCAGUUUGCAUCGUUGAAGAAUUCAUUUAAAGUAGCUGGUGAAAAUUGGGAUUCAAGUGAUGGCACGCCUUGUCCUGCACCUAUUUUACGUAGAUGCCAACAUUGUGGGAUUAGUGAAAAGUCUACUCCAGCAAUGCGUCGGGGGCCAGCUGGUCCAAGAUCCCUUUGCAAUGCUUGUGGGCUGAUGUGGGCAAACAAGGGAACCUUGAGAGAUCUUACAAAAGCUGGAAGGACUAUUUCUUUUGACCAAAAUGAACCUGAAACUCCAGCUGAUAUUAAGCCUUCAACCAUGGAACCUGAGAAUUCCUAUGCCAAUCAGGAUGAGCAGGGAAGCCCAGAUGACAAUAAGCCUGUACUUUUGGAUCCUGAAAAUCCUUCUAUGAGGUUGGGUGAGCAGGAUUUCCUGGACGUUGCUGAAGCUGUUACCGAACAUCUGUCCAUCCAAUUGGAUAAUCCAUCCAUUGGCCUUGAUGAGCAGGAAACUCUUGAUGAACUUGCAAAUGCUUCUGGGACGGAAUUUGAGAUUCCUGAGAAUUUUGAUGAUCAGGUUGACAUCGAUGAUUCCAGCAUGGUGACUGACUGGCCAAGGAGUUGAAGAAAAUGCCAUGUGCCCAUAAUAUGAUCUCUAGUAAGUGCAUAUGGUCUGUUCUUGACCGGGUUGCUGGUGCAUUGCUUUUUUCAACUAACAUUAGAUAUCCCAGAUAUGUUUUUAUGUUCAUAGACAGAUUUCCCUUGUGGAUGCGAGUUGUACAACACAGAUUUUACUUGUGAGUCGCUGUACAUCAUAUUGAAAUCAUAUAAUGUGAAUAAGCUGUUCCUUUUUC